Messenger RNA from Trichomonas vaginalis G3, 725 nucleotides. Its product is annotated as phage tail repeat-like family. The record is from RefSeq and is a predicted model, not a curated record. NCBI's taxonomy places the organism in Eukaryota, Parabasalia, Trichomonadida, Trichomonadidae. The annotation marks the transcript as partial. The transcript has a single exon.
AUGUAUGUAAGCUAUAAAAAGAAUGAUGGUACACAAGUUAAAGUUCCAUUAGACAACAACUGCUACUUAAACUUAUAUGGAGACGAACAAAAGAAAUAUUUAAGAGUUUAUGAAAUGGCAGAUAUGACAUUGCCUGACCCAGCUCCAGCACCACAUUAUUAUGACUAUGGAGAUGACGACAGAACACCACAUGUAGAUGAACAAAAGCUAACAUUAUAUUUAGAUUAUUAUAGAUAUAAAAGAUAUAAUGCAAUAGAAAAAACGAGAAUAGUAUAUUAUUAUACAGAUGACAGAAAUAAAUAUUAUAGUCAAGAUUUUACCUACCCUGAAAACAUAAGAUUAUAUUAUAAAAAAUAUUCUGACACAAACCAGAAGAAACCUGAAAUAGUUGCACUAUAUUUUAAGUUCAAAAGAGACAAUCCUAUAAUAUCUCAUAUGUUUGAUUUAAUGAACCCAGUAGGUUCUAUUUAUACAUCUAUGGAAGCAAGAGGUCCUCAAGUAAUGUUUGGUGUUGGUGCAUGGGAACAAAUAGUCGACAGGUUUUUGUAUUGUGCAAACUCUUCAAAGGAAACAGGUGGAAGUAAAACGAUUUCAGGUGAAAAUUUACCUGCACACAGUCACUACAUAGAUUUAAGUACAUCUCAAGCAGGUUGGCAUAAGCAUAGAUAUUGGGAUUGGUCAGGAAUGACAAAAGGUAAAGGAUAUGAUGUUAAAGACGAGGUUAA